This is a messenger RNA of Periconia digitata, 531 nucleotides long. The record is from the annotation of a GenBank genome assembly. NCBI's taxonomy places the organism in Eukaryota, Fungi, Ascomycota, Dothideomycetes, Pleosporales, Periconiaceae.
ACAUUCAAGAUGCGUUGUCCCGUUCAUCUUGCUCUCAUAUGGGCGUCAGCUCGUCUCGUGGCCGCUGAAUCAACUUCCAACACGACAUAUCUUACAGCAACGGCCCUAGUCACCAAAGGCAACGACUCAGCCUUCGAAUGCUGGCAAUUGACAGAGCCUUUCCGCCGUGCUUCUGUCCCAGGUAUCAGCGGCGCGCAAAUUGUUACAAUCAGCAACAACACCGACCUUGCGUAUUCAAUUAUUCCACCACGAUUUGAUGGCGGAAUACACAAUGCACCUGUGCCGCAAAUUGUGCAUUUCCUCUCUGGAUUGGCCUACUUGACAUUGCCUCACAACGAAACUGAAGCUUGGGUUGUAGGAGGGGUUGGAGGCUUGUUGUUUGCAGUUGAUACGGUUGGUACAGGACAUCGCACUCAGUAUCCGAGCGACCAAGAAACAGUGGCAAUCGCAUUGCCCUUUGCGGAGGGCAAGAUUCCUGAUCAUACAGUUCUUGUUGAAGGUCCUUGCAACGGUGAGCAAACUUUUGUUUAA